AUGGAUCAAGCCUUGUUUUGCGCGGGAGUUGCUUUAACGAACAAACUCGAGUUUCUCAAGUGGGCGAGAGAAGUGAAACAUUGCGAGUGGGAUGAAUGGACGAUUAAUAUGGCCGCAGAAUAUGGUAAUCUCGAGAUGCUGAAGUACUGCUUCUCUAAUGAUUGUCCGUAUGAUGAAGAAGAGAUGUGUAAACGAGCUGUUCAUGGAGGACACCUCAACUGUGUUCGAUUUCUUUUCGACAAAGUGAAACCUUCGCGAGAUACGGAAAAAGAAGCGGCACAACAGGCAGCAUGCGGUGGUCACGUGGAGAUCUUGAAAUAUUUCGUCGAUACAAGAAAGAUAUCUGAUGAGGUGAAGAGUGACUGCGUGGCAGCCGCUGCAAAGUACGGCCAACUCGAUUGCCUCAAAUACUUAGUCGAAGAGGCGAAAGUGCCUCUUCACGACUGGGAAGACAUCGCUUGGGCUCGUUACUACGAGCACCCCGAGUGCGCAAACUACUUGCUCGAAAAAGGGUGCCCAGAACCAACGGAGGGACAACACGCGCAAGUCGUCGCCUUAAUGAAGGAAUUUAGGAGGCAAAGCUCACAGCGCACCGCGUAG
Molecule: messenger RNA, 600 nt
Organism: Bathycoccus prasinos
Lineage: Eukaryota; Viridiplantae; Chlorophyta; Mamiellophyceae; Mamiellales; Bathycoccaceae
Exons: 1
Coding region: 1-600 (199 amino acids)
Molecular function (GO): protein binding
Source: RefSeq, a predicted model, not a curated record